CCUAUCCCGCAGCUAGUGGAGAGUUUUAGGAAGCAAAAGGCCGACUAUUCAUGUAACAGUUUGGCAGGGGGUGACACUAGUAAUAACAGGGAGAUUAAUAGAUCCGUGCAAACGAACCGAGAAGCUUUCAGGUUCAAUAGCUGGUUUGGUGACAUCUGCAAUUUGUUCCAAGUGUGUGACUGUAGCAUUGACGUCUUGACGAGUACUUAGGUGGAAUUAGACAAAAUGGGAGGUCACAAUGACUGCGAACUUUUCAUGGAUAACUACUGCAGGGUUUGCUGUGCCAUGCUGAUCUCAGAAGUCCAAAGGACCACACAUUAUGAGAGCAAAAAACAUGCCAACAAAGUGCGGUUUUAUUUUCAAAUGCAUAAAGAAGAAGGAACACCAUCAAAAAAAAUCAAAACGGAGAAUGUUGCAGUUGGUUUUCAGGAUGCUGGAACUGGAGAAGUGGACAAGAAUAAAUUUUGCACCCUGUGCAAUAUGGUUUUCACAUCCCCGAUAGUUGCUCAAUCCCAUUAUCAAGGCAAGAUUCAUGCAAAGCGGCUCAAACAGCUUGUCGGAGAACAGUCGUGUGUCCCAGAGCCACAGACCGUGCUGUGUUCUAUCACAGUGUCCACGAAUGUAGCAAGUACACCUUCAGAGGAGAAGAGUUCUGUGCAGAAUGAGCAACUGGAAAAAGGCAAGCAAGAGUUGGCUCAUGAAGCCUCUUCAGCUUCCACAGCUUUGGACCUGGAGGAUCCCAACAAGUUCUGCAAACUAUGUAGUGCCUCCUUUAACAACCCACUAAUGGCCCAGCAACAUUAUAAUGGCAAGAAGCACAAGAAAAAUGACAUAAGGAGACAGUUAAUGGAGGAAAUGGGGAAGGAGGCAGAUUCUUCUGAAAAAAAUGUAGGGACAGGCGACUAUCCAUGUGCUAUCUGCAAUGUUACACUUAAUUCCAUUGAACAAUACCAGUGUCACCUGCAAGGAUACAAACAUCACCUAAAAGAAAAUAAAGUGGUUAACCUGGUAAAGAAUACAAAGUCAAAGAUAUAUGACUCAUUCCAGGAUGAACUUUAUGACUUCAUUAAAGUUCAGAAAGCAAGGGGCCUUGUGCCAAAGGUGUCCUUUAGAAAAUGUGAGGAUGUUCCAGAAGAAGAGAUGACUGAGGACUUACCUUCAGAAAGCCCUCCCUAUUCUCCUGAAUACCCAUGGGAAGUCAUGCAAGGCAUGCCUGUGUCCAACCCAAGUUGCUUCCCAGAUGAGCAGAUUUUCCCAGUGGAUGUGGAAGCUGAAGCUGAACAGUGGCCUCCAUUGCAGAAUGACCACCUGAGGGACAAGUGCGAGCAAAACAGUGACUUGCAUAUAGAGUGCUACACAGAAAUGCCACCUUAUAUAAUGCCAACUCAUCCAGAAAAUAGUCGAGAUCCAUCCAGCGUGGAGUCUGCCGAUGAAUGUAAACCCAUGACCUCCGACGACAGCACUGGCUCAUACAAAAAAGACAAGGGUGAUAGGAGGAAGAAACACAGGAGGGAGAAAAGAAACAAGGAGACAGAAUCUAAAAAAGAAUGUGAACAUCCGAGCUACAGAAUAGAGAAAAGUCCCGAAGGGCCAGCUUUAGAACAAGGUAAAGAUCAGUCAAAGCAGAAACCAGAGCAAAGGGAUAAAGAAGAGUUUCUACUGGGCAGAGAAGAAAAGCUGAAACAUAAAAAGGAAAAAAAGGACCUUUAUCAAGAAAGAGAUGAAAUAAAACAAAAACAUAAAAAGCAAAAAAAGAGGAAGGAAGUUGAUAUGAGAACAGAAGAAGAAAAGCUUUGGGAUGAAUCUAUUUUGGGAAUUUGAUACAAAAGAACUGUAAAGACUUUGAUGCUUGAUCACUGUUUUAAUUUGCUCAAGCACUUCUGAGAAUAAAAAUAUAUGGUUGUUAAUAGAUGUGCUUGAAGAUUCUGUUAUUUAUCUCCCCAGUAAAUCAAUACUGUUCAGAUGUUGUUGGCCAUCUCUCUCAGCUGCGUUUGUUGUUACCAUUUUUUCCAGUCAGCAGUAACCUUAGUUAUGAAACAUAAUGCUGAUGUCUGAACUCCUGUUUGAAGUGUCCUUAUACAUUAGCUGUUCUUUGUCAAAACUGCAAUUCUAAUCCCUGAUAAGUUAUGGUAAAUUGUAAAUUCUUGGGCCAUCCAGACUUGUUCAACUUUUAAUAAACAGUGAUUAUAGUUUUAAA
Messenger RNA from Carcharodon carcharias (great white shark), 2197 nucleotides. It is a transcript of the gene zmat1, whose product is annotated as zinc finger matrin-type 1. The record is from RefSeq and is a predicted model, not a curated record. Gene Ontology annotation, molecular function: zinc ion binding; nucleic acid binding. The transcript has 8 exons. The coding region runs from base 226 to 1821 and encodes 531 amino acids. NCBI's taxonomy places the organism in Eukaryota, Metazoa, Chordata, Chondrichthyes, Lamniformes, Lamnidae.